AUCAUAAUGAGACAGGAAGGUGGCAUGGGAAGGAGCCAUUUGCAUGACAAUAAUUGAGCCAAGAAUAGAAAGCUAGAGGGAUACAAGGGUGAGGCUGGCAGCUGAGCUGGGCUAAACCUCAGAUCAGACUACCCAGCUCCACUCUGCAGGAGAGGUGGGGACUGAGCCCUAUGCCAGGUUUUGUGGGGAGGGAGGGGUUGGGAGAAGGAUGCAGCCCAGGGGAUUGUGGGAAUGCUGGCCAGGCUGGACUUUGCCCUACUCCUCCUCCUUCAGCCCAGAGGCUUCUUUGUGUGUGGGCUUUGUGGCUGUAGGACUAAGUGGGCAUUAUGGCUGCUCAGAAAGAUCUCUAUGAUGCCAUUGUGAUCGGGGCAGGCAUCCAGGGCUGCUUCACGGCAUACCAUCUGGCCAAACACAGGAAGAGGGUCAUCCUGCUGGAGCAGUUCUUUCUACCGCACUCCCGAGGAAGCUCCCAUGGGCAGAGCCGGAUAAUCAGAAGGGCAUAUCCUGAAGACUUCUACACCCAGAUGAUGGAUGAGUGCUACCAGAUAUGGGCUCAGCUGGAGCAUGAGGCUGGGACCCAAUUACACAGGCAGACGGGGCUACUGCUGCUGGGAAUGAAGGAGAAUUCAGAAUUAAAAACGAUCCAGGCUACUUUGUCUAGACAGGGGGUGGAGCACCAGUGCCUUUCAGCUGAGGAGCUGAAACAACGUUUCCCCAAUGUUCUGUUGGCUAGGGGAGAAGUGGGGGUCUUGGACAAGUCCGGAGGAGUUCUCUAUGCAGACAAGGCCCUCAGAGCCCUGCAGGAUGCAAUUCGACAUUUGGGAGGCCUAGUGUGCGAUGGAGAGAAGGUGAUGGAGAUAAAACCGGGGUUCCCAGUCACAGUGAAAAGUACGGCCGGGAUCUACCAAGCCAAGAGCUUGGUCAUCACAGCGGGCCCUUGGACCAACCAGCUCCUCCGUCCCCUGGGAAUAGAGCUGCCUCUGCAGACCCUGCGAAUCAAUGUGUGUUAUUGGCGAGAGAAGGUUCCCGGAAGCUACAGUGUGUCCCAGGUCUUUCCUUGCUUCCUAGGCCUGGGCCUCAGCCCGGCUCCCCACCACAUCUACGGGCUGCCCUCUGGAGAAUACCCAGGGCUGAUGAAGAUCCCUCAGAACCCCCCUCCCUUUUGGGGAGCAGAAGGAGCAGGAGAAGAAUACUUCACCAUUCCCUAUUUGCAGCACAAGACCCCCAGCUGUCCUGAGGCAGCAAAGGGAGCCCUUCCUUUGCAAACACAGGGUUGGAGGGGGAAGGAACAGCUAAGGCAACCUCGAGUGGCAACACACACAGCAUCGGUCUGCUAUCACCACGGCAACAAUGUAGAUCCUGAGGAGCGGGACUGCCCGGAAGCAUUCUCAGACAUCCAAGACGUCCAGAUCCUGGGCCGCUUUGUCAGAGAUCACUUACCUGACCUAGAGCCCACGCCUGCCCUUUUGGAGCCCUGCUUGUACACGAACACCCCUGAUGAGCAUUUCAUUCUUGAUCGACACCCAAAGUAUGACAACGUUGUCAUCGGUGCUGGAUUCUCUGGACAUGGAUUCAAGCUCUCCCCUGUUGUGGGGAAGAUCCUGUAUGAAUUAAGCAUGAAAUUAACGCCAUCCUAUGACUUGACACCUUUUAGAAUGAGCCGCUUCCCCGGCCUGGGCAAAGCCCACCUCUGACCCCUGGCCAGCGCCUCCUUUUUGUACACUGGAGCCGGGAAUAAAGCCCUCUGGCUGUAACAUGCCCUCUUGUUCUCCUGCCUCUCUUGAGUCCCCUGUCAACACCGCAUGAUUGAA
Panthera uncia (snow leopard) is the source of this 1811-nucleotide messenger RNA. RefSeq names its product pipecolic acid and sarcosine oxidase (gene PIPOX). The coding region runs from base 327 to 1694 and encodes 455 amino acids. The record is from RefSeq and is a predicted model, not a curated record. Gene Ontology annotation, molecular function: L-pipecolate oxidase activity; flavin adenine dinucleotide binding; sarcosine oxidase activity. NCBI's taxonomy places the organism in Eukaryota, Metazoa, Chordata, Mammalia, Carnivora, Felidae. The transcript is spliced from 9 exons. Gene Ontology annotation, cellular component: peroxisome.